Messenger RNA from Prorocentrum cordatum, 171 nucleotides. Lineage: Eukaryota; Dinophyceae; Prorocentrales; Prorocentraceae. The record is from the annotation of a GenBank genome assembly.
GAGAAGGCGCAGAAGAAGGUCGAUGACGCUGGGGCCGUCAAGGACGACGCGGCCGCGAGGCUCAAGGGCGCGAAGGACCUCGCCGAGCAGGCCGCCAGCAUGCGCGCGCAGGCGAAGCAGGCCCUCAAGGACGCGGACAAUCUGGAGAAGGGCGCCAAGGAGGCGACCAAG